Molecule: messenger RNA, 1561 nt
Organism: Melanotaenia boesemani (Boeseman's rainbowfish)
Lineage: Eukaryota; Metazoa; Chordata; Actinopteri; Atheriniformes; Melanotaeniidae
Product: protein C1orf43 homolog
Exons: 7
Coding region: 320-1081 (253 amino acids)
Biological process (GO): phagocytosis
Source: RefSeq, a predicted model, not a curated record
UGCUCGCGCGUCAGCUCGCUCUGUUAUGUGCGAAGCUAGCUCAAGCUAAACUACGUAAUCAGUCAUGAUGUCGAUUAUCAUGAAGAACAGUUGCUGCUCGAACUAUGUAUAGUUUUUCCCCCCCUUAAGAUAAAUUUUUUAAAAGCUACAAUGUGACAAUACGUUUGCUGUCUGUGCUGCUGUGGUGAUUAUUUUAUAUUUUUAAUAAUAAAAGAUGAAGCUACUUUAGGAAACGAGCUAAUGUAGCUACAUAACGUUGACUUAAUUGCUUUCUAGCUAGUUGAUCGACCUGUAGAUAAAUAUUUCACUGACAGACGGGAUGGCAGACUCAUCGCCUUUAUCGGGAGUCAAUGUUGUUUUAGUUAUGGCCUAUGGGAGUUUGGUGUUCGUGCUGUUGUUCAUCUUCGUUAAAAGGCAGAUCAUGCGCUUUGCAAUGAGAUCGCGCCGUGGACCACAUGCACCUAUAGGCCACAAUGCACCUAAGGGUUUGAGGGAGGAGAUAGACUCAGGAUUGUCCAAGGUCCAGGAGAUCCGUUUCGAACCUCGUCUCCUAUCAGAGGAAGAUGACAGGCUGAAACGGGGAUCACAGAUUAGUUGCUACAACUACCUGUACAGAAUGAAAGCCCUGGAUGCCAUUCGUGACUCAGGAAUUCCUCUGCAGGAUAUAAGUCGCAGUCCCAGCGCAUUUACUGGACGCAGCUUUAGGAACUGGCUUCUGGAGUUGCGCAACUCCCACUCUCUGAUCAAGAGCAGCCGCAGCGCCCUCAUUGACCGCUUGCUUCAGGGCUACGACAGUGCUCGGCAUGGAACUGGGGUGUUUGGGGAGGCUGAAUUUCUUCAAUACCAGCAGGCUCUCAAUGAACUGGCUGAUGUCGUAAAGGCCUACUCUAGCAGCACCAGCCUGGACCAGCAUCACCAGUCUGCAGCCAAAGACCUGACGGGUUCUCCCAUCCGCAGCACUCCUUCCACCAUCCAGGUCACCUACCUGCCCUCCACAGGCCAGCGCAGCAAGAGGCCCAAACACUUCCUGGAGCUUAAAAGUUUCAAAGAUAACUACAACACGCUGGAGAGCACGCUGUGAAACACUGACAGUUAGAAAAUGUUUGUGUGGGACGUGAUUGUGUGUGCACAACGGUUACAAGAACUGUAACUGUCUCUUGACAGUGAGCUUUAAAAUUGGGAGCAAAAAAACGUUUGGGAAGACUCAGUAGUAUCUUAUAGGAUUUAUUUUUUUCCUCUUUACUACGGAGCCUUUAUGUGCACGUGGAACACCCAAGGCCUUUGGUCUUAGUUUGGACCUAAUGGGUUAUGUUCAGAAGACAAAUAUGAUUGUGGCCGACGUAGCAAAGGUUUCAUUAUCAUAUCUGUGAAAACAGUCGAUAGCAAGUCAGUUUAAUUUAAUUUAAAGUUUGAAUAUGAACAUUUGCUUUUGAUUAAAUGCGUUUGUACAGCUAUAAAAUAUUUAUAUAGACAAUGAUAAUUUAUUUAAUUGAUGCAGUUUGUUUUGAAUUCAUGUGGACUUGUAUUCAUUGGUGUGUUGAUAUAAAAACUCUUAACUAUC